UAUAGAAUGGUUUCCUGUUCUUCCGACGAGGCCGCAGUCGCUUGCACAUAUCAUCACGCAUUAAGUUUUCAAUUAUGAACCUCUCAAUAACGUUAUUGUGCACGAUCGUUAUUGGAAUAUCCCAUCUGACAAGUAAGACUUUAUAAUAUUAUUAUCGUUUAUAGAUUUAAUUUUACAAUAAUAUUUCGCGCAGGUAUACAUCGCAAUAUCAAUAUAAUUUAUUAUCAUAAUAAAACCGUACCGAUUGGUAACCGAAAAAUCGUUUUAAAUCCUUCAAUACAUUCCGCGUUCUCGAGGGAUUUUAUUUUCGUCAAUUCUGUGCCCGGAGUGGAACGCAAUGGUUAUACUAUGAUGUUUCUUCCCCCCACCCCUUCCACCCGUCUGUUAACGACACGAUGAAAAACCUCGGAAAUAUCGGCCCAACCGAAAAACGUCUAGGAACUAUCUUGUAACAUUUUCGAUCAAUCGACGCGUUCGAAGAGUAAGUUUUUUCGAUUUUCUUUCUUUGCAUCGUCUUCCGAAUGAUCGGAGAAAACCGGAAAAUAUGUUGUUGCUUUCGUUUUAUAAUUACCACGGGCACAAGGGGAAAAACACGACUAAUACACUACUCCGCUCAGAAUCGUUUUGUUCGUCUACAAAUGAUUUAUCGUCGCAUACAGGGGUGUACACACUAAAUUUCCUUUUACAUCCUACCUAUUUUUCGUAUGCAUAUACAUUUUACCCGGUCAUUAACGUUUCCGCGGCAUCCGCGACGGCGUACAAGGUACUUUAUAAUAUAAUAUUUUCUGUUUCUGCACCAAUAGCCCUAACCGAACACCCGUUUUAUUGUUUUUUUCAAAUUAGUAUUUACAGUUUGGUCGUAAAAAAUAUUUUGGAAAAAUUACAUUUUAACACCCACUGCGCGGCGUCCGCCGCCGUCUCAAAAAUAAUUGUAUUCACUUUCACCGUCUACCGCGCGGCCCGUCCGCGCCGUCGUCGCACCGUAACGACGAAAACGGGAACGCCCGGCGGCGGCGUAGCUAAACAAAAAUUUAUUUCGAUUCGUUUUCCAUUUCAAUAUUAAAAAUCCAAUCGUUUGUUGAAAUUGUCCGCUUUGCGCAGAUGGCCAAUUCCAAUGUCCCGCGAAAAACGGCCAAUACGAGGAUUCGAAGCAAUGCGACAAAUUCUACGAGUGCAAAGACGGCGUGGCCACGGCGAAACUGUGUCCGGACGGAUUGGUGUUCGACCCGUUCAACCGGAAAGUGAACAAAUGCGAUCAGCCGUUCAGCGUGGAUUGCGGCGAUCGUACCGAACUCCGUGAGUUAAAAGUCCAGUUUUGUUUUAAUAAUUAUACAUAAAUCGUCGGCAUUCCAACUUGAAAUUAUCGACUUUUUUUCCUCCAUCCGCGCGCAGAAAACCCACAGCCCAACUAUUUGUGCCCGAGACGCAACGGAUACUUUGCCCAUCCGGAAGAGAAAAUCUGCAACAUAUUCUACAACUGUAUCGAGGGUGAAGGCACGGAAAUCGUGUGCCCCAACGGACUGCAUUUCGACGAGUACGCGGGAACUUGCGCGUGGCCGGAAACGGCCGGCAGGACGGGAUGCGGAGAACCGGACGAAAGUAAAAAAAAAAAACCCGACUAAAACAUACUGAUAAUAUUUGUUUUAAUUUUUCACCCGAUUGAAUUCUAAACGCAAUUUGUUUUCCGCUUUUUGUCGCCGUUUAUAGUGAAACUCAAAGACGGUUUCAUGUGCCCCAAAGAAAAGACACACAACAGCCGGGGCCAGAACGUGGCGCAUCCCGUAUACGCGCACCCGGACGACUGUCAAAAGUUUUACGUGUGCCUCAACGGCAUAACUCCACGGGAACAGGGAUGUUCGACGGGCGAAGUUUUCAACGAGGAAUCCCAAAAAUGCGACCAACCCGAAAACGUACCCGGAUGGUGAGUUGCUGUAUACCUGCUCGAUAUUACGUGUUAUUGAUAUCGCGGGCCGGGGAGUUUUUUUUGUUCCGAAUCGGUCGACGACUGCAGCGCUUUUUCUAGACGACAAUCGUCUCUAGCCCGGAUUCGUCGGAGAUGAGAGAUGAUUUUUCGUUUUCUAUGUUACUCGUAGUUUUCUUAAUAUCUUUCCCGGGGAAAUUCACGCAGUAAUGCAGUUUUCGUUAUUUUCGAUUGUGUUGCGGUGUUUCGUUUGGUGAAUUAAACAUUACCGUUGGGACCGGGACAUUGCACACGCUUAAUAGCGAAGGGCGAACGUGUUAAAUAUUCGACCUUAUUCUAAUUGUUGAGAGUGUUUUUUUAGUUUAUAUUCGGCUUUACACGGACAAAAUAUCGGACCGAAUAAAUGUUCGAAAAUUUACCAGGACAUUCGUCAUAAUUUAUUUAUUUCAUUUUGUUUUCAGCGAAAAUUGGUUCAAAGACGACCCGCAAGUGCAGCAACAACAGCAGACGAAAAACAAAAAACAAUAAAAAAAAAUGUACGGAAUAAAGAAACACCGUUAUUUAAAUAAUUAUACAUAAUAUACUGAAAUAAAAUGUUAUUAUUAUGUGUAUACAUAUAUAUAUAUAUAUAUAAAUAUUUAGUUUACUAUAGGAUAUUGUAAUAUUUUUAUACUCUACCUAAGUCAAAACUAGAAGAAAAAAAAAAUAAAAUAAAAACAACCAUUAUUGUUAUAAAUUGAUAAUAAUAUAAUAUAUUAUUUUGUCGUGCUAAAUAAAAAUUAAAUUUAUU
Cinara cedri is the source of this 2711-nucleotide messenger RNA. The record is from the annotation of a GenBank genome assembly. Lineage: Eukaryota; Metazoa; Arthropoda; Insecta; Hemiptera; Aphididae.